Messenger RNA from Ceratitis capitata (Mediterranean fruit fly), 4103 nucleotides. RefSeq names its product protein windpipe (gene wdp). Gene Ontology annotation, molecular function: protein binding. Bases 955 to 3120 code for a protein of 721 amino acids. The record is from RefSeq and is a predicted model, not a curated record. Lineage: Eukaryota; Metazoa; Arthropoda; Insecta; Diptera; Tephritidae. The transcript is spliced from 5 exons.
UUGCUGUUGUUGUUCGCGCAACACGGCAACCGCAACAACGUAUGUAUGUACAUACAUGUGCAUUUAUAUGUAGUGGCAGCAACACCCAUUGAUAUCGGCGACAUAUGGUUGGCGCAGUCAGUCGAUUGUCGCUUUUGAAACGCGCCGCGUCGCCGUUCUAAAGUGUUUUCAACUUGAGUAAAAAUAAAAUUUCAAAAAAAAAAAGAUCAACCAGGCCAGACCGCCUGAUAGACGCGUAUGAAAUCUUCAGACACUCGGCGGUGUAGAAAAUUGCGAAGAAACAUUUUAUAAGAAUAAUAUAAAAAGUCAAAAGAUGUGCAACACCAGUUAAAUAAAAAUAAGGAAUAAAAGUUGAAAAUACCAACAAAAAUUAUACAAUCAUACAUAUCUACACGCAUACACAUACAAACACAGUGUGUGGAUUAAUAAAACCUCAAUUAAGGCAAUAAUACUCGCUUAAAACUGUCAGUUAGUUAAAUAAAAUAAUAUAAAAUUGAGCGAGACAAUGAAAAGUGUAUGAAAAAAAAAUAAAAAACAGCAACAACAAACAAUUGCAGAAUAAUUUUCAAUUUAAUAAUUAAAAAAAUUAAAGAAAGAAAACUAAACAUUGUGACACACAAUAAAAGAAAUAGAGAACAGAAGUAUCUUUUCAGCAGCACAUCAACGGGGAAAAGUGAAACAUACAUACAUACAUACUUACCUAUCACUGGGAGUAGGAAUUUUCUUUGCUGCGGGAAUUCAAAGCUGAAGACGUCUCGACUUUUACAUAAUUAAAAAGCAACUUUCAUAAAAGCUGACAACGUAAUCAGUUGAUAAAAAGCGAUACAACACAGCGGCUCGCUACGCGACGCGCAGCAGCAAUUUUGGGCGGUUUCACACCUACUGGCGCCUCACACUUAGCCCAGCCUAGUCAUUAGAAGUCACACCCGCACCUACAUACACAGGUUAAGGAAAAUGUCGCUGUCACAUACACACUCGCCAGCGAUUAAGCUCCCUUUAGCUUAUGCUUCUUUGUUGCUACUCUGCGCCCUACUCGUCCAGGGUUCGCCCGCGCCGAAUAAGGAGGUCGCAAGCAGCAAGGUGAAUAGCACAACAACAGUAGCAACAGCCUAUCACUGCCCUGAUGACUGUGAGUGCACUUUGGCGCACAAUACGCACACACCACUGUUGCACGCCAAAUGCACCAGUCUCGAGGGUUUACGCUCAUAUGAAGCCACAGAGACCUCACUGCCCAUACACUCGCUAGAUCUAUCCUAUUUGAAUUUGAAGCGUCUCUCACAUCCUUUGGAGAAACUGCCCAGUGUCACAUCCUUAGAUCUCUCACACAACGAUUUGCAUGAGAUCGGUCAUCUCGGUCGACGCAUUAAGAAGUUGAACCUCAAACAUAACCGCAUCAAUUCGAGCAAGUUGACCAAACUGCCGGCACAUGUACAAGUCUUGAAUCUGCAACACAAUGAUAUCACUUAUUUACCAUUGGAAAUGACACGCCUCUCUAAUUUAGUCACACUCGAGUUGAGUCAUAAUCAAAUUAAUUGCUCUUGUGAGACAUUGGCGGUGCGUAAUUGGUUGCAGGAACGUCAUGUAUUUAUGGAACACGCCGUCACAUGCACGUACCCCGUCGAGGUGAAGGGCAAGCCAUGGUUGCAGGUUAAACAGUCGGAUAUUUGUGAGCACGAGAAGAAUGGUCGUCUCACAGAUGAGGAGGAUAACGAGCUGAUGAUGGGCGAUCAACCAGUUGAGGGUUCCGGUGAUCAGGAUGAUGAGGAUGAGCUGGGCAAUUCAUUCAUACCACUGGACAAAACGAGCACACCCAAAUCUAAUGUCGUACAAUUGGAUACAGUUGAGGGCUCGGGUGAUUUGAGUGAUGUGAAUGCACCUGUGAAUUUGGCGAUGACAACUGUGCUGCCAGCCGUAGAAAGCUCACAGGAACAUGUUACAACGGAUGCGGCACCACUGCCAAUUGAACAGGAGGAAGACGAUGAUGAUGGCUCGGGCAGCGGUGCCGGCAUACUAUUAAUACCCAGCAUUGCACGUGGUCACUUUAUCACCGAUGAUUUUGAGGCACCCAACGAGGAUGAUACUGAUGAUGCCUUCGACAACAAACCAGUGGAACAGCCUACGCCAGAGGAAGAGGACAGUCACCACAAGCAAGCCGCUGACAUCUUUGGUAACGGCAUGGGCAUAUUCGAAACAGGUGAUAGCGGUGCUAAGCAUACAUCGGAGUCACCAGAAGUUACCGAAGAAGCGAUCGUGCCAAUUGUGCAAUAUAAUGGCGAGUCAGAGAACGUGCCCAAUUUAAGCACGGAAGGUCCAACGAAUGGCGAAUCCAGCGCCAUUUUAACAGCGAAUGUGAGUGGCGAGAAAAAGGACGAGAGCAACGCCACCUACUUACUGCUGGGCGUGCUCGGUUUCAUUGUAAUCGGCUUGAUACUCUAUGUGGGCAUCAAGCGCUGCAAACACAAUCAUAAUGCCGCACACGAUGCCGAAAAUCCACGCCAAACCGAAUUACUCGACAUGGAUAAAAAGAAUUUGGGCAAACCGGUGCGUAAUGGCAACGAACAUGCACCACUUAUUGGUGAUCAAACCAAAGCGGAUCUCGCCAAACCGAUUAAUGGCACCGGCCAAAAGAAACCUUACGAUGCGAACGACGUUAAAGAUGGUCCGGGUCAACAGCAACCACUGCUGAAUGGUAGCAAUGGUACAGCGCCGAACGACCAAGUGCACAAAGAGACUGCACCAGCCGCCACAGAAGCGACCGCACCACAUGAAUAUCAUCCAAUCACACCACGUUACCCCACACCGAAGUCGCCACGCGCCUCCAAAUAUGCACAAUAUCCGCAAGAGGGUGCGGAGCACAAUAACAACAAUAAUGAUGACAGUUAUCUGCCUUCGUCGCCGAAAUUGGGACGCUACUCACCAGUAUAUUCGCCCGAAACGGGACGUGUCAAAAUCAAAUUGACCGAAACGCCACGCCCCAAAACACCAAUGCUGGUGACACGUAGCAAAUCGAAUGCGGGCGAUAUUAUAACGACGCCUGUCGUAGCGACGAACGGCAUUGACAACAGUCUCACAGUGCCCGGUGUGCAUGCGCCGACGGCGACGUUGGUGAAUGGCCACUAAGCGGUGUGGCGUGGCGCGGUGCGAUGCGAAGCGCAGCGGAGCGGUACGUCGUGGUGAGUACUCGGUACUCGGCGGUCAGGUGGCGUAUAGUCUGGCCGUGCGCGUGUGCUGCCGUUCGCAUUCUAACGGUGCUAAACGAAUUACUAACUGCAAAUAAGUUAAUUUUCGAAAGUGAAAGCAAAAACUAAUUAAGGUGUAAGUUGUGCAGCUGAGCUGGGAGAGAGCGAAAGAGUUAAGGGUUGGUGGAAAACAGUUUUAGGGAGAGAUCAUCAAAGGGAUCAUGUAGAGUAAUUUCUUAGUAAUACAGAUACCUUUUAAAUAUUAUAUUGGCAGAUUUUUUUUAUUUUAAUUUUUUUUUAUAAAAUUGCUUACAAAAUUUCCAAGAAUUACAUAUUUCUCGCGCAACAGCAUGCUGGCUCCACUCUGACGUCAUAACAUUUAUUUGCGCUCAAAACUUAUGCUCACUCAAACUAAGUUCAGAUAUAUUUUAUAAUUAAUUGAAAAGUCGCUAAAAAUUGAAAAAAAAACCUGUAAAAAGAGCGACGAGUUCCUACGCCAUACCGCGAAGAGUCCUGUGAGCGUCAUGCAACUACCAAGAAAAAUCUCUCACCAGCUCUCUCAAGCUGCACCAAAUACAACAAGCAACAACAAUAACACUAAAAAAUAUCAAGCCAACUGUUGAAGACAAAAAACACUAACUGGAAAUGUACAGUUAGCAAGAGCAACAAUAUAUUGUGAUAGGUUAAUUAUAUACACGUACAUACAUAAAUUAUUUAAAUAAUUAAAAAUUAUUAAAAUUAUAAUUUUUUCAUUUAUUCUCCUUGUUUUAUGUUAAUAAAAUACACAAAAAAAAAAUUAUAUAAAAAAAAGAUAAUCUAAAAACUAACGAUACUUAUGAUAAUAACUGUAUAAAGCGAGAAUUAAAAUAGAAAAUUGCGAAAAUUUUAUAUUUAAAAUUAAUGGCUGAAAAAAAAAUUACUAAA